This is a messenger RNA of Archocentrus centrarchus (flier cichlid), 1121 nucleotides long. RefSeq lists its product as uncharacterized. Gene Ontology annotation, biological process: positive regulation of ERK1 and ERK2 cascade; T cell activation; interleukin-15-mediated signaling pathway. Gene Ontology annotation, molecular function: MHC class II protein binding; protein tyrosine kinase binding. Gene Ontology annotation, cellular component: external side of plasma membrane; membrane raft. The transcript has 7 exons. The record is from RefSeq and is a predicted model, not a curated record. Bases 63 to 1034 code for a protein of 323 amino acids. Lineage: Eukaryota; Metazoa; Chordata; Actinopteri; Cichliformes; Cichlidae.
CAGCUCAGAGACUGUGACAGCUCGGAUCGAGAACAAAGAAAGAAGUGAGACGGAGAAACACGAUGGAUGAAUUCAGAUGGAUUCAAAUGUUUUUAUGUCUGAUGCUCAUCAUUCCGACUGCAGCAUCAGUAAAUGAAACGUCCAUUUUUAUGAAGGUUGGAGAUGACGUCACUCUGCCUUGUCUAAAUGUGACAGAUGACCAGAAUAACUGUGAUGGUACUACGUGGAUCUUUGGUUCAAGAAGCAAACCGACAGUCGAGCUGAUCAGAUUUGGACGGAUUGGUGAAGAAGACAAAACUGAAUCAGACAGACUGAGUGUCACAGCGAACUGUUCUCUGGAUAUAAAGCAGCUCACAGCUGAGGAUGCUGGUCUUUAUUACUGUCAACAAUACAAAUUAUUAGAUGCACAAGCUCAGCGCACUCGGGUUCAUCAGUCUGUGGUUCAUCUCUCUGUUAUUACCUUGACUGAACAUAAGGACAACGAUAAGGUGGUUUUAAACUGCUCUGUGUUGACCUAUGACGUGUGUCAUCACACAUUGAGAUGGGGGCUAAAAAGCCAGAUUGAGCAAGAUAACAAUCAAAUAGUGACUUCACAGACUCCCUGCUCCAUCAGCAUGUCUUUCCCAGAGUCUCACUAUUUAUACCCAUCAAGAUAUAACAUACUGAAGUGUGAAGUGACUGAUACUGACACAGAAAAUGUCCAGCUGUUUACCUUCAGCCCUCAGCCUUCAUUCCAAGAAACAGGUGACACAAAAUCAUCAAAGAAACCAACCAGAAAAACAGAAAGCAGCACAAAAUCAGAAACAACAAUAAAAUAUGCUUUGCAAGAUUUUUUUGUGUCUUUGAGGUUCAUUAUUGUCUCUGUGGGUUUAGCAGCACUUCUAAUAACUGCUGUGACAGUCAACAUAUGGACAAGAGCUAAAGGGAACAAAGCACAGAUGGAUAAAACCACAGUACAAUAUGAUGAAGAUGAUGAUGUUUCAAUAAACUAUGAAAACAUUGGAUACUCUGCAGCUUCUGUCAGACUCCACUGAUUAGCCACAUCCACUCAGCAGAGAAAACUGCUGUUAUGUCAUUUGUAUAAUCUCAUUUAGUUUUAUGUGUUAAAUCUUUUAGACAAA